AUGGUUCAGUGUAUCAAUUUGCGUACCAUUUCUUCACUGAUAUCAGUGUUAACCUUACUGGCCACAAUCAUUUGUUUACCAGUGUUCGAAGCUAAUGAGAUCGAUAUUCCAAUCGAGUGUUUGAAUGAAACGAAAUCGUCGACAGAUUACAAUAUUUUCGAUUUCUUCCUAACGUACGACGAAGCCUCACAAUGGUUGACGGCACUGGCGACCGAAAAUCCCGAAAAAUGUCAACUACAGAGCCUAGGAGUAUCAGUGGAGGGGCGAGAAAUUAACGCCAUCUCCAUCUUCCAAGAUAAACCGAAAAAGAUAGUACUGAUCGGUAACAUGUAUGCCCGACACUGGGUCGGUAUGACCUCCGCCUUGUACAUAAUCCAUGAACUGAUUCGUAACGCGGCCAGCUACGCGAGCUCGACUGACUUUCAUUGGAUAAUAGUACCGAUGCCGAAUCCCGAUGGGUACCAGUACAGCAAGGAGCACAAUCGCAAAUGGUUGAAGAAUCGUGCGCCCCAACCGGAUGGAAACAUUGGCGUUAGUAUAGACAAUAAUUUUGACAUUCAGUGGGGUAGUAUGACUGCUCAUUACAACCUAAAAACCACAGGGCAAGUUUACCGUGGACCGUCACCGUUUUCCGAACCAGAAACAAGAGCGAUUAAAGAUCUGUUGGAGAGCAAUACAGACGCUCUAUUGGUGCUCAACUUGCAAUCGAACGGACGGCUCAUCUGCACAUCGUGGUCAUAUACGGAAGAUCCGGUACCGGACAUAGAUCUGGUGCGUGCGGUUGCGUAUGCCGGACAGAAAGCAAUCCUUGAACAGUCGCAACAAGAGUUUGACGUGUCAAUUGUAUCCGACUACGGUCCAUUUGAAUACGGUUCCUGUCUGGAUUACUGUACCAGCAUCGGAAUCAAGGUGUGUCUAAUCUUGAAGCAACUCGAUAACACGCACGAGAUGAUGACCGAUCAAAUCAUACCGCUGGGCCAGGAAGCGUUCGCGUCCAUUCUGGCGAUGGCUAUUGAAUCCGAUUGGCAACAAUGGAAUUAA
Messenger RNA from Anopheles moucheti, 1041 nucleotides. RefSeq names its product zinc carboxypeptidase-like. The coding region runs from base 1 to 1041 and encodes 346 amino acids. Lineage: Eukaryota; Metazoa; Arthropoda; Insecta; Diptera; Culicidae. Gene Ontology annotation, molecular function: zinc ion binding; metallocarboxypeptidase activity. The record is from RefSeq and is a predicted model, not a curated record. The transcript has 2 exons. Gene Ontology annotation, biological process: proteolysis.